Durio zibethinus is the source of this 693-nucleotide messenger RNA. The record is from RefSeq and is a predicted model, not a curated record. Lineage: Eukaryota; Viridiplantae; Streptophyta; Magnoliopsida; Malvales; Malvaceae.
AAGCCAUAAGCCUUAUUUUUCUUUCUUUUGUUUGUUUUUUUUUUUUUUUUUUGGUUUUCUUUUCAUUACAGAUUCUGAAGAGAAACCAAUCUUCAUGGACAAGUAUUCACUAUUAAAGCAUCAAGACACGCAAGGAGAAGAUGUUGAUGACCAAGAAGAUGAAGUUUGGGGUAAAGGGUGCGAUUGGUUUGGCCUCUUCUGCCUCAAAUGGCGGCCAAACGACAUCGAUGAAACUGAUCAAUCCUUAUUGCACCAGAGAAGAGAGCACAGAGAGACAUGGUGUAAAAGUAAACUGAAGAAACUGAAAGAAGUCUCGGAAAAACUAGCAGGACCAAAGUGGAAGAAUUUCAUCAGGAAGACGAGUGGAUAUUGUAAUAAGCGGAAGACUCAAAAGAACAGGUUUCAGUAUGAUCCUUAUAGCUAUGCUCUCAACUUUGACAAUGGUGGUAAAGAAGGAGAUGAUUAGCUUCAGGAUAUCUCGUCCAGGUUUGCUGCUCCAUUUGCAGAUGAGAAGCAACGAGCCGGGUCAAGAAUGUAAUCAUACUGGUUUUAGUGAUAAUUUGAAUAUCUUUCUAUUAAAUCCCUGUUAAGCAUAGUAAUAUUCUUUGGUUUAUUUUGAUUCAUUCAAACAUGGAACCUAAUUAUCGUAAAUUUAAUAUCAAGGUGUGGGUGUAAUGUCAAUUAAUUGGUAUA